Penicillium mononematosum is the source of this 987-nucleotide messenger RNA. RefSeq lists its product as uncharacterized. NCBI's taxonomy places the organism in Eukaryota, Fungi, Ascomycota, Eurotiomycetes, Eurotiales, Aspergillaceae. The record is from RefSeq and is a predicted model, not a curated record. Bases 1 to 987 code for a protein of 328 amino acids. The transcript has a single exon.
AUGAACCAAGACAACGCUCCAGAAGCAGACCAUAUCAUCGCCGAAGAUAAUACUCAGCCAAGCGACAAUGCAAGAGAUCAUACUGGAGCCCUGAAUGUAAUCAGGAGUCAGACGAAGGAUGAAGCUGCACCUUCGACCCAGCCCCUUUCUAAAGACAAAGCUGCAUUGAAAGCCGAACUUAUGCACCGAAUCUUGAAUCACGAUCAAAUCAGAGCUGAAAAGGCAGAAGCCAGAUCCAAGGUUAGAGAUGAUGAAGGAGAGGUACUCUAUACCUUUCAUCGCCGCAAGAUUGUUCGAAUCAGCGAAUAUCUCGUGGUGAAAAAAGCCGAUGAUAUUCCAGCCCAUGAAGCUCCAACCCUCCGGUUCAUCGCUGAAAAUACUACAAUCCCAGUGCCAAAAGUUCACGAUGUUCGUUUGGAGGAUGAUAAAGUGGUUGGCAUUGUCAUGGACUAUAUGCCUGGUACGCAACUAGACGAAAUUUGGGACGCCUUGAGUCCUGACCAGAAACAAUCAAUUGCUGAGCAACUCCGUGGCUAUAUCUCCCAACUACGAAACCUCAAAGGCAAUUAUAUCGGUGCCGUUGAUCGCGGUACCGUCGCAAUGGGCAAUUGGGGGCCUAUCUAUGGAGGACCCUUUGACUCUGAGCAGGAAUUCAAUCGGUGGAUUUUAAGCGACCUCAGUUCAACAUUACAGGCUCCGCUCAGAUACUAUGCAGAACAUGCACUGACGGAUAGCCAUGAAAUUGUCUUCACUCAUUCUGAUUUCUCCUCUCGGAAUAUCCUUGUCGAUGAAAAUAGUUACCAGGUUACUGCUAUCCUAGACUGGGAGUUUGCUGGCUGGUAUCCAGAGUGGUGGGAAUACUUCAGAGAAUACAAGAGCUUCCAACGAGGCAAGGAUUGGGGUGAUUACCUGUGCCAUAUUCUGCCCCCUCGAUAUGAGCAAGAGUUCCUUGCUAUGUCUUAUGUAUCUGGAUACUGCAGUAGCUAG